CGGUCAUCUUCAUGAGCACUAUGGCCGAGAGACAUUCCAAUGCCCUUACAGGGCUAUCCCCCAGUCUCCUUUUGAACCUGAUGGCGCAGAUGCAGCCCGAAGACAUCAUCUCGUUACGACAGACCUGUAAGACGCUGCAGGCGGCCACAAACCACCGUGCUGCGUGGACUGCUGCUCUUGAGCGCACCGGCUUUGCCAACAAGAUUUUUGGUCCGACCUUCGAUGUCUCGUCCAUGUCUCUCGAGGCGCUUGAGCGCGCGGCGACCGCGCCGUUCAGAUUCUUCCGGCUCCUCACCCGCAAAGGGCGCAUUGGUGAAGACAUAGAAGAAUUCGAGGACAGGAUGGAUCGUCUCUACGGUGAAAUCCUUGGAGGGAAGAUGCCCAGGUACUCACCACUGGAGAGCGAAAAGGAGAUGACGCCGUUCCGUACGCACAGGCUUCGGCUCCCUCCUCUCCCAGCUGAGCUGGCCGCAAUGCUUGCGAACCAGCCAGUAAUGCCGCAGCCGACCAACACACGAAAGCCCUCGAAGAAGGGCAAAGCGCCGCCGCCUGCGCCGUCGAAGGAGGACGAGUUUCGCAACGUCUUGCUGAUCCCAGGCGGUAGAUUCCUGCUUACUUGCUCGCGACUCUUCAUCCACAUCUGGGACCUCAAGGGCGCUUCGAGCAAAGUCCCCCUCUUUUCGAUGCAGAUUAAAGACAUCCUUGGCUUGUCAGCCCACCCGGAAGCGCUCAACUACACCUUCGAACUUAAGGAGUGCACCAGGACGUCGCAAGCGAACUCGUUCCGGUUCAUCGCAGCGAUGACCCCGCUUCCGUCUUUGGGUCGCCCGCAAGUGAAGAAGCUGCAUCCGAAAUCCGUCCUUCAUGUUCUCGAGGCUACCUUUCCCUCCAGCGGAGGGGUGGAGGUUCGCGUGGUUCGCCGCUUAGGUUACGACGCUGAAGACACCCCUCGCAUCCACAUCGUGUCGGACGCGGUCGUCGCCUUCAGUGCGAAAAAGGUCGUCGCUCUCUGGAACUUCACCAACAACACUGCCGCCGCUUGGGAAGCCUUCGACUCGAACACAGUGAUCGGGAUGCACCUCACCCCCACCCACAUCCUCACGAUCACAGAGAUGGGCGACCUGGCCAUCAACCGGUGGCCGGCAUUCGCGCCCUGCCCGCCCAACGCGCUCCCAACGUUCGUCGAGCCGAAGUGCGACUACUACCUCAGCAUCUACCGCGGUGACAUCUCCGCCACGUACGCCGCCCCGCGCCCCUGGUUCUACGAGCCGCACGCCUCGCCGACCUUUGACUCCUUCGGCGACGAGAGAAUCUCGCGGUGGACGCUGGAGUGCAUCGUGAGCAACUACGGCAAGAAGACGACGCUGCCGCCGAUCAUGCCCGCCGUGCACGGGGUGGUGAAGACCAAGGGCUUUAGUCUGGAAGGAGAGAACUUUGAAGGCCGCGUCUGCGCGACGUACUCGCCGAGUGUGGAUGGGAGCCAUGUCGUGCUGCCGUACGAUCAGGGAGGGGUGAUUGGGUAUGCGGCGUAUGCGUUCGAGGAUACGGGGGACGAUGCGGGGGCGAACAAGCCGCUGGCGUACGGUACACUUACUCCGGAGGACGGGACGGGCGCCGGGUCGCGGCUGAAGAUGACGACCUCCGACAGCUUCUCGCUUUGUCCGGCCAGCGGGAGGCUAUGUCGCAUCGAGCCAGGAGGCAAGCAUAUCACGGUUCUCGAUUACCUCAAACCGGCCCCGAUUGUCCUGCCCGCUGGUACCAAACCAGACGUUCCGACACUGCGACGGCUAAUCAACCAAAGCACUUGAUGCCGUAUCAUUGUCAAGUGUACUUCCAAGCCAAUUUUAUUUGCUCUAUACAUCGGUAGUGCCAUGAGUGCCUCCUAUUCUGUUGUACAUUGUCUCCUUCAGGCAUGAACCACACAAUCCAGUAAGUAGCCUGUUCCUGUACGUGUAUGUACACUCGAAACUCUUAUACUCGCAUAAGUA
This is a messenger RNA of Schizophyllum commune H4-8, 1988 nucleotides long. RefSeq lists its product as uncharacterized. The transcript is spliced from 6 exons. The record is from RefSeq and is a predicted model, not a curated record. Gene Ontology annotation, molecular function: protein binding. Bases 21 to 1808 code for a protein of 595 amino acids. NCBI's taxonomy places the organism in Eukaryota, Fungi, Basidiomycota, Agaricomycetes, Agaricales, Schizophyllaceae.